AAGGACCGUGACUCGGUCGCGCACAGUGCGGGAGGAGAGGGGCCGGUGCGGUUGCUUGCUUGCGACAGUCAGAAGAGGCUGAGUUUGGAGCAGCUACAGCAGUCGCUGCUGAUCCGUGGGCCCUGCUUUGGACAACUCCUGGGAGAUGGAAGAAGAGCUUGACACAGAGAACCCCGACCAGGUGGAGGUGGGCAUGGAGUCGCUGCCCGAACCGGCCCUGAUCAGGAUCCUGGCGUCCGUGCCCGCGAGCGACCUUGUUCUCGUGUGCCGGCUGGUGUGCCUGCAGUGGAAGGCCUUGGUGGACGGGGCGGCCCUCUGGGUCCUCAAGUGCCAACAAGAGGGGCUGGCUGGCGAGGAGCAGGCUGAGGAGGAGAGGGACAACUGGCAGACCUUCUACUUCCUGAGCAAGAGGAAGAGGAACCUACUCAAGAAUGUGUGUGGAGAAGAAGAGUUUGAGUCCUGGGGAGAGAUGGAGCACGGUGGAGACGGUUGGAAGGUGGAGGAACUCCCUGGGGACAACGGUUCUGAGUUCUCUGAUGACAGCGUCAACAAAUACUUUGUCACAUCUUAUGAGUGGUGCCGCAAAACUCAGGUUAUUGAUCUGAGAGCUGAAGGCUACUGGGAGGAGUUGAUGGACACCACUCAGCCCGAUAUAGUAGUGAAGGACUGGUACGCGUCCCGGAGCGAUUCCGGCUGCCUGUAUGAACUGUGCGUGAAGCUGCUGUCCGAGCAUGAGGACGUCUUGAUGGAGUACAAGAGUGGCACCGUGGCUGUGCCUCAGGAUGAUUCCAGCUGGAAGGAGAUUUCUCACACCUUCUCCAACUAUGGGCCCGGGGUGCGCUUCGUCCGUUUCGAGCAUGGUGGCCAGGACACCGUCUUCUGGAAGGGCUGGUUUGGGGUGCGGGUGACCAACAGCAGCGUGAUGGUGGAGCCCUAGCCUGGCCUCCAGUCCAGAUGAACACCCCCCCCAACCUCCCAGCCCUGGGGGCAGCUGUCCACUGGGAAGGGAUCCCUGGGUGAGACCAGUGGAAUGGGGGGGCAGAGGCAGGCCAAGACUUUAGACUGGCCACCCCUUGUUAAAGCCUGCCUCCUUGGCUCAUCUCUAGCCCCUCUUCUGCUCUUGGGAUUAGGGGACCAUGACAUGGCCCUCAGAGGAUGGGAACUGGCUGCUGGUUGCCCCCUCAGUUCUCUUGGGGAAUCUCAGUUUCCUCUCUCUUCCCCCCGUUGACCCCAGUUCCAGGAAAAAAAGACAGCACCUCCUCCUCGGCUCAGCCCAGCUUCUGUGUUUAUUUCCCCCUUUGCUUUUUGCCCUGGAAGCUUGACAUAAGGUGGCAGAAUCUUUGCUGUAAAUCCUAUGCCCAUCUCCUUCUCCGUCUGUCUCUCUCUUUCCUAAUGAUCCCCAGCUCAACGGAUGGUCAGGGAGUCCUGGGUCUCUGGCACAGUGCUGCAGUCUCAUUACCAAAAGUGCCCAAGCAGUUGAUGCAAAAAUAAAAAAAUAGAGGUUGGGGGAAAUAAAAGCUGUUAAUUUUACAUAUAAUUUGCAUCUCAGCAGCAGGUCCUUGAUGUAAUGUCAAGCUGGCCCGGAAUGUCCCAGACUUUCUCCAACCCUUUACAUCUUCCCCCGGCCCCGCACCCCACACUCCCUCAUGCUUUCAGCUCUUGAUGGGUCGGAUUGGUCGGCCAAACCUGGCGAAACUCCCGCCUGGGUUCUGGCCUAGCUCCAUGGCAGCACUGGUCAGGAGCUCCAGUUUCUAGGGCAAGUUUUGUCAGGGGGGAGGGGAGGGGUGCUUGCCCAGAUCCGAACUGCUAGUGUCAUAAGAAGUUCCCAGAGUCCCCCAGCCUUCCACCCGUCUCUCCCAUGUUGGCGCCACUGAACUGCUGGGAGCCAGUCCUUGGAGGGGGCACGACCCUGGAACAAGGGCCGGGAUUGUGAGGGCUGGAGGAGAUAAGGGGAGACUGAAUGGGGCUGGGACAGGCUGGUUCUCUCUCAGGACUGCUGGGAGCCAUGGUUGACACCUGAGAGAAGCAUACUGCCUCAGAGCUCACAAGGUUAGGGGGAAAUGGGUCCUUGGGCUCCUCUCUUGAGAAACAAACAGCCCCUCUCCCAGCCUGCUCUCCAGCUCUGUCUGACCCCUCCCUCUCUGUCUUCAUAGUCUGCCCACUAAAUGCUAGGACAUGCUGCUGCAGCUGCUGACCUGCAACCCCCGCCCACGGUGCCGAGGGUGCCCGCUGCUCCUCUGCUGGCCGCAGCGCUUAGUACUGUGCCCUGCACACAAUAAGCGCUUAUUAAAUACAAUUGAAUGAAAGAUGCAACCUACCCCUCUGGCCUGAGCCCGUACUCUUCUCCGUUGGCGGGACCCCCACCUUCACCAGGGGCAGGGACAGAAAAGAAGGAUGGGCAGCCAAAGAGUUCAAGCAGAAAUUCGAAUCCUGCUUGAGACACAGCUUGUAGAGGACGGAUGGAGGUCGGGAACGGUGGGGGUAGAAGAUAUGUCCCCUGGGGUCAGCACGAGGUCCUGUAAGCUCUUACUCACUUCAUGCUGCCUGACACAACCUCUCUCUGCCACUUCCACUCACAUUUGGAAUUACACCAAGCUCAGUGGCUGGAGGAGGGGUGUGUGUGUAUGCGUAAGAGACUGUACCGGCUCCUUCCCAUUUGCUCGUACCCUCAUCCCAGAUUUUGGUGUGGUUUUUCGCCUCCCCCCACCACCUCCUCUCCUGAGGCAAGUUCUAGUUUCCUCAUUUCUCCCUUCUCCUCAACUCAGCACCGCCUCCCCGAAUGUUCUUUUGGCCUCUGGGGUUAAACCAGGAACCAUCUUUAGAGCCUCGGCAUUGGCUCCUCUGUGUACCGGAACUAAUAAAGCCACCGUGUCUGCUGACCUCC
Molecule: messenger RNA, 2884 nt
Organism: Ornithorhynchus anatinus (platypus)
Lineage: Eukaryota; Metazoa; Chordata; Mammalia; Monotremata; Ornithorhynchidae
Gene: FBXO2
Product: F-box protein 2
Exons: 6
Coding region: 146-937 (263 amino acids)
Biological process (GO): glycoprotein catabolic process; SCF-dependent proteasomal ubiquitin-dependent protein catabolic process
Cellular component (GO): cytoplasm; SCF ubiquitin ligase complex
Molecular function (GO): protein binding; ubiquitin protein ligase activity
Source: RefSeq, a predicted model, not a curated record